GCCACGCCGUCGUCGCUCUCCCCUCCCAGCCACCGCCUCCGCCGGGCUGAGCAGCCAGGAGUCCGCGGCGCCCGCUCGCGGCCGCGGGAUGGGGAGCUAGCGCCACGGCGGCCGCAGUGGCCGCAGCCCAGCCGACCGCCGCCCCCGGGCCCGUCCCACCGGGAGCUCCGGGCGCAGUCAGCCCGGCCCCGAACCAGGCCCGCGGGCGGCGGCGGCGGAGGAGCUGGACAGGUGCGUGUGGCUGGAAGAUGGCGCCCUCGGGCCCCGGUGGCGUGAGGCGGCGGUGCCGGCGGGUGCUCUACUGGAUCCCGGUGGUGUUCAUCAGCCUCCUGCUGGGCUGGUCCUACUACGCCUACGCCGUGCAGCUGUGCAUAGUGUCCAUGGAAAACAUUGGGGAACAAGUUGUGUGCCUGAUGGCUUAUCAUCUUCUUUUUGCAAUGUUUGUCUGGUCAUACUGGAAAACUAUUUUUACAUUGCCCAUGAAUCCUUCAAAAGAAUUCCAUCUCUCUUAUGCAGAGAAAGAAUUGUUGGAGAGAGAGCCAAGAGGAGAAGCCCACCAGGAAGUUCUUAGGCGAGCUGCCAGAGACCUCCCCAUCUAUACCAGGACCAUGUCUGGAGCAAUCCGAUAUUGUGACAGAUGCCAACUUAUAAAACCGGACCGCUGCCAUCACUGCUCCGUCUGUGACAAGUGUGUUUUGAAGAUGGAUCAUCACUGCCCAUGGGUGAACAAUUGCGUUGGAUUUUCAAAUUAUAAAUUCUUCCUCCUCUUCCUGGCUUAUUCCCUGCUGUACUGCCUUUUUAUUGCGGCCACAGAUUUACAGUAUUUUAUCAGAUUUUGGACAAAUGGCCUACCUGAUACUCAAGCCAAGUUCCAUAUUAUGUUUUUAUUCUUUGCUGCAGCUAUGUUUUCUGUCAGCUUGUCUUCUCUGUUUGGUUAUCAUUGUUGGCUAGUCAGCAAAAAUAAAUCUACGUUAGAGGCAUUCAGAAGUCCAGUAUUUCGACAUGGAACAGAUAAGAAUGGAUUCAGCUUGGGUUUCAGCAAAAACAUGCGGCAAGUUUUUGGUGAUGAGAAGAAGUACUGGUUGCUACCCAUUUUUUCAAGUCUAGGUGAUGGCUGUUCCUUUCCAACUUGCCUUGUUAACCAGGAUGCUGAACAACCACCCACUCCUGCAGGACUGAAUUCAACAGCUAAAAAUCCUGAAAACCAUCAGUUUCCUGCCAAGCUGUUGAGAGAAUCCCAGAGCCACCUUCUUACGGAUUCUCAGUCUUGGACAGAGAGCGGCUCAAACUCUGGGAAAGGCAAAGCUGGUAUGAGCAAUCCUGCAUUAACUAUGGAGAAUGAGACCUAACUCUUCAAUCAAAAAAAUUCAUACUGUACCAAUGUUGUUAGAAGGAUGAAGAGGCUACCCACAGGAAGGCACCGUUGGCCAAUUGUCCCUAUAUCCCUUUGACUAAAUAUGAAGAUUUUUUUUUUUUCUUCAGUGCUGGGGAUCAAACCCUGGGGUAUGGAGAAUAUCGAGCAGUUAUUGCCAAGUCAAUACUUCAAGUAGAGCACGUUUUUGAUCCGAUGCAUAGAUUGUUAUAAGUAACAACAAAUCCCUAUUCUUUAAACUAAUUGUAGUUUAUGAAUUAAAGCAGAGCAAUCUUCUGCCAAAAACUGGGAAUAAGUUCAUGGGCCAGUUUUCACCCAAAUAUUUGGGUUGUGCAAUUGAUCACAUAAUACUAUUUGUUAUUUGCUAUCUAUUUCAGAAAAUUUAGAUUAAUCUUAAGAUUUAAGAGAUUUCAGUUCACAUAAUUACAAGCUUUAUUUGUGAAACCUGCUAAUUACCUUCAAGAAGAAGAAGGUAAGAAAUCAUACUGCCUUGAUUUUUUCCCUUGGUGUGAAUCUGGCUUCAGAUGAGAGAACUGUACUGAGUUCAUUACAAAGGCCAACUGGCCUACAACUGAAGAUCACCAUCCACUUUUGGCAGGUUUUCAAUCUAAUUCUAGCCUUUACCCCUUAUUGGAAAACAAGGAUGAAUUGUGAAGCUUGAAUUCACUGUUCAAAGCAAUUGGCUGGAAAACUAUUGUCAGAACUAAUAAUGUUUUAACAAAGGGCUUAUUUCAGAAAUUUAUUUUAUCUCUUCUAAAUUUAAAUUGGAGGAAAUUUAUGCUGAUAAUUAUGAAGAUUGGUUGAAAACACUCUUGCUGAUUUGGCUUUUACAAAAUCUCUGUUGAGGUUAUUUCCUGUAUCGAAUACGGCAAAAAUACUGAGUAUUAAGAAUUCCUGAUGGAUUAAUAGAUUAUUCCUAUCUUUGUUAUAUCUAUGUCCCUUUCAUUAAAAUUAUUAAGUCAACCUAUAUUUUUCCUCGAAUACCUAUCAAGGCUGAAUUAUGUAAAUUACUUAAAAAUCAUAUACUCAGCCGGGCCUUUAAUCCCAGCACUCGGGAGGCAGAGGCAGGCGGAUCUCUGUGAGUUCAAGUCCAGCCUGGUCUAUAUAGUGAGUUCCAGGACAGCUGGGGCUACAGACAGACCCUGUCUCAAAAAGACCAAAAAAACCAAAAUCAUAUACUCUUGGAAGUUUAGUUCAGCAUGAACUAAAUGAUUUGCUGUUUGGACAUUUAGUGUAAGAUAAACUGAAGCAAUGAUCAUUGAUGCCACAAGGUUCAGCUUCCAUCAAUGUACUCAGAAGCUCCUGUGCCUUUGUAUGCACUAUUUACAAAAAGAAAAAGUCCCGUUUUAAAAAAAUAUCUGGGGUGUAAGUUUUAUAAAUUAACCAUUAGAAUUAUAAGCUGUAUAUUUUCUUUGGUACUGAUUUUGAGAAUUUAAAGUAGAUUAGCUUUUAAAAACAGCUAAAUAAUUGAUGUAUGCAGAAAUUCAAUAAAAUGUAAAGACCAGGAGAUAAUGGAAUUUAAAAAAAUCCUUGCAUUACUCAUCCUUGCUGAAAGAGUUAUAGAGUUUUAUAAUAAAUGUGUUUUUGAGGAACCAAUGUCAGCCCAGUCCAUUUUAUAGUUCAUUUGGGUGCAAUUCUGUAAACAGUAGGAUGAUUAUUGAUAUUUUUAAGCUAGCAAGUGUAAUCUGACUGACAAUCUGCUUCAGGAAAUCUCAGAGGAUGUGAUACAUGUUUCCUGUUGUCUUCAAACAUUUUUGGUCAUUUGUCAUUACCUGAAGUGCCAGACUGGAACCUGGAGCUCCUGCUAGAAAUCAUGCAGGCAGCAGCAGGUGGUGCAGUAGGAAGUCUGAGCAGCCAGGUGCUCCUCAAAGCACAGCCUGGACAGGCUUCUGCUAGGCAUUUCCUCUUGUCAAACUGGAAGCUAGGGGGAGAAAAGGGAGGGAAUUUUGUGUUUUGCCUCACUAGAAUACUGUUAUUUCUCCUCCCAUAAAAUCUUUUAUGUACUUAAAUACCUAAGGUAAUACACCUUAG
This is a messenger RNA of Nannospalax galili (Upper Galilee mountains blind mole rat), 3403 nucleotides long. RefSeq names its product zinc finger DHHC-type containing 2 (gene Zdhhc2). Gene Ontology annotation, molecular function: protein-cysteine S-palmitoyltransferase activity. Lineage: Eukaryota; Metazoa; Chordata; Mammalia; Rodentia; Spalacidae. Gene Ontology annotation, cellular component: Golgi apparatus; endoplasmic reticulum. Gene Ontology annotation, biological process: protein targeting to membrane; peptidyl-L-cysteine S-palmitoylation. The record is from RefSeq and is a predicted model, not a curated record.